This is a messenger RNA of Pneumocystis murina B123, 1389 nucleotides long. RefSeq names its product diphthamide biosynthesis protein 2. Gene Ontology annotation, molecular function: 2-(3-amino-3-carboxypropyl)histidine synthase activity. Gene Ontology annotation, biological process: protein histidyl modification to diphthamide. The transcript has 6 exons. The record is from RefSeq and is a predicted model, not a curated record. The coding region runs from base 1 to 1389 and encodes 462 amino acids. NCBI's taxonomy places the organism in Eukaryota, Fungi, Ascomycota, Pneumocystomycetes, Pneumocystales, Pneumocystaceae.
AUGGAAAAACCUUUAGAUCCUGUAGAUUAUUUAGAGAAUAAAUAUGAAAUUUCAAAUACAAAGAAAUUCAUUGAAGAAGGAUGUUUCCAGCGUGUAGCUUUGCAAUUUCCAGAUGAACUAUUAAAAGAUGCAACAAAUGUAUUUCAAAGACUUAGUAUAGAAACAAAAGCAUCAUUUUUUAUCUUAGGAGGUACUUCUUAUGGGAGUUGUUGUGUUGAUGAAAUAGAAGCACAACAUGUGAAUGCAGAUUGUAUUAUUCAUUAUGGACAUGCAUGUUUAAGCAUAACAACACGAUUACCAGUUAAAUAUGUGUUUGAUAAACCGUCAUCAUUAUUUAAUAUAAACAAAUGUUUGGACAAAUUUAAAGCUAUUUACAAUACCGAAGAUUAUAUAAUUUUGGUAGGAAAGCCUUGCUAUAUAAAUAUAUUAGAAAGUAUUUUCUCUAAAUUAAUAUCAUUUGGAUAUAAUAGAAUUAUUAAAGGAGAAGGGGAAUAUAGCGCAAUAAAUAUCACUAAGGCAAUUGGAGAAGCAAUUGUAGCAGAUGAUAAGCAACGUUUAGAUUUAUACAAAAAAUGGUCUAUAUUUUAUAUUGGUGAAAAAUCACCGGGCUUAACAACACUUGCGAUGACAUGUUAUUCUCAUGUUAUGUCAUUUUAUUCAUACAAUCCUGAACAAGAUGAGGUUAUACAUCAAUCACCAAUCAGUGAUAUACAAUUGCGCCGUAGAUAUGCAAUUAUUCAAAAAGCAAAAGAUGUAUCAAUAAUUGGAAUUGUUGUGGGAACAUUAGGUGUUUCUAGAUAUUUAGAAGUGACUUAUCAUUUACGAGAAAUGAUUAAAAAAGCAGGACGAAAAUGCUAUAUGUUUAUAAUAGGAAAAUUAAGUCCAGAAAAAUUAGCAAAUUUUUCAGAAAUACAAAUAUUUGUAUUAGUUAGUUGCUCGGAAAAUUCACUUAUAGAAUCAAAGGACUUUUAUCGUCCAAUUAUCACGCCAUAUGAAUUAUAUUUAGCUCUAUCUUCCGAAAUUUGGAAUAAACAAUGGAUUACGGAUUUUUCUAGCAUACUUUGUUUAAAUUUGAAGGAAGACGAAUUGAUUCGAAAAGAUGAACCUCAAUUUUCUUUAGCUACAGGUCAUCUUAUACAACCAUCUAUUAUACAAGAUGACGAAAUAUUAAUCAAAAAUGAUUCUUUAUCAAAUUCUCAUAAAGGUAUAAUGAAAUUAAAUGAACAUAUGGAAUUAUCAAAUACUCGUAUACAUAGUGUAUCGGCCUAUUUUCAUAAAAAUACAAAAAGUUGGCAUGGCUUAUCGAAAUUAGAAAUACAAACAGAACCUUCUAAACUUGAAACAGGUCAGCAAGGAAUUGCUUCUAAAUAUGAUCAUGAAGAACAUUAA